Larimichthys crocea (large yellow croaker) is the source of this 1653-nucleotide messenger RNA. RefSeq names its product OX-2 membrane glycoprotein-like. NCBI's taxonomy places the organism in Eukaryota, Metazoa, Chordata, Actinopteri, Sciaenidae. Gene Ontology annotation, molecular function: cell-cell adhesion mediator activity. Bases 86 to 1108 code for a protein of 340 amino acids. The transcript has 7 exons. The record is from RefSeq and is a predicted model, not a curated record. Gene Ontology annotation, cellular component: neuronal cell body; cell surface; axon. Gene Ontology annotation, biological process: negative regulation of neuroinflammatory response; heterotypic cell-cell adhesion.
GGCCGGCUGUGUUACCUCCUGGAGCUCCUCCUCCUCCUCCUCCUCUUCCUCGUGUUGGCGGUACAUUCAAACUUCAGCAGACAAGAUGACGCACCAUGCGGUUUUAUAUCUGCUUUAUUUGUUUGGAUUCUUCCAUAAAGGUCUCCCAGCUCUGAUCCAAACACAGCACACUGUGAUGGUAAGUGUUGGAAACGAAGCCUGCUUAAACUGUCGGCUGGUUCAGUCUAAAGAUGUCCUUCAGGUCACCUGGCAGAAACUUUCACCUGAGGGCGAGAGGAACGUUGCCACCUUCAACAAAUACUACGGCCAAAGAGUGAACGCUGACUUCAGGGAUAAGGUGGAGUUCAAAGAUGCUGGGCUGCAGAACUGCUCCAUCGUGUUCAGGAGGGUGACGGAGCAGGAUGAAGGAUGCUAUCGCUGCAUGUUUAACACUUAUCCUGAAGGCGCUCUCAAAGUUUCAACCUGCCUCAGACUCUAUGAGCUGCAUGAACCCGUCCUACAUGUAGAGUCAAACUCUGCUGAAGAGGCAGUUGUGUCCUGCUCGGCCACAGGUCGACCUGCUCCCACAGUAACAUUAAGAGUCCUGCAACAAGACCUCCACCUGUCAAACUACAGCUCUGUCAGUGUCACCAACACCAACAGUACAGUCACUGUCACCUCUACAGCUGUGCUGUCUGGUUUCCAUGAUGACCGCACACAGGUUGGAUGUGCAGUACGAGUGCUCUCUGGUCCUCAGAAAGAGGUGUUGAUGAUGAUUCCUGAGGUCAAACAGUCGUCUGCUGAUGCUCUGAAGUCUGAUGACGGCGAUCACUAUUUCACUUGGAUCAUCGUGUUGUUUGUGGUAUUAGCCUUUAUUUGUCUUGCUGUCAUCACCGUCCUGUUUCUACGAAAACGACGACACAGUUCGUCACACAAAGACUCUGAGGCGACUAAGACACCACAAAAACCAACCGAACACCCUCACGAGCAAAAAACACCUUUAAUGCAGCAGGUGAACGAGCACGUAAGGCAACGGAUGUCUACUGGGAAACGUCAUAAAAGGAACAGCCCUAAAACAUCAUCUCCGUCCGUAAAGUGUCAGCUUUUUCCAACAAAUGAAAGUAUAUAGCAACAGAAUCCUACAAGACAAAUUAGUCAAAAUCUGGUGACUUUUUUUUUUUAACAAACUUAGGCUGAAUGUAUAACCUCCAUCUUCCAGAGCAACACAGAACAGUCCCAGUUCAUGAAUAACAAAAUCACAACGAUUCAUUCUCACAGUGAUUAGAUGUGGAUGUUUUUAUACUUUUUAACAUUUGAACAUUGUAACCUCUUUACAUACAGCGCCUUCUUGGCAUUCUCUCGUUCAGGUACAAUUACAUGCUGCUUUCACUUCUCUGUCGUCACGUAUCUUAGUAUACUGCUGCUUCUCUUUCAACGUUUUAAAUACACAAACUAAAUUACGACACUAAAUGAAUGAUGAAAUUACACCAUAUGCAUAAAGUAUAAAUGAUGAAUGAGUCCUGUAUCAGAUGGACACAUUUAAAAUCAAAAUAGUGGUUUAUUUUAAUAGCGAUGUGAUUGGGGGGCAGCUGUGGCUCAGGAGGUAGAGCGGGUCAUCGACUAAUCAGAUGUUCUGUGGUUUGAUUGAAGUGUCCUAAAAAAAUGUAUAUAUGU